CUCAGUCAGACACAGCCACACUCGUCAGACUACGCUAAGCCUUUUGUGACUCCCUCAUAAUCAAAAUAAAGGAUCUCUUGCAGGGUGUUGUGAAUAAGAUCUAUCUUUGACUCUAUUAUCGACCUACGCAAAGGAUUUCAGAGCUUCGUAUUUACUUGGGUAUGGUACCACUGUAAUGAGUACCAAGACCCGUAGUUAUCUUGGGCUGAUGUUGGCCUUCUUUGCCGUAUUCUGGAGUGCGAUUGUAACAAGUUCUGCGAGAGGAGUAAUUGUUCACGAAUCUUGCCCUAAAAAUUGGACGUUGGUCAAGGGAUUGUGCGUGUCAACCUUUACGUAUCCUGCUAGUUGGGCAACCGCUGAUUCAGAUUGCCGCGCCAGCAAUGCAAGUUUGAUCAGCCUAAGCAGCAACAUAUCAAGAAAUGAUGCAAUUUUGCGGUUCCUUAGAAACAGUGAGAGAAAUAUUACGGAAUUUCACCUUGGGUUAAUGUUGUUUAACAAAAGUUUCUCCUGGUCGGACUCAACGAAGUAUAACUACACUAACUGGCAAAACACAACUGCGGUAUCGCAGGCUCGCAAUCGGACGAAUGAGACGUUCUGCGCAUGCGUAAAUUCUGAGCUAUCCUUGUGGAGCCUAGACGCAUGUAAUAAGAGCCGGCGUUUUGCGUGUCAGCGGCCACCAGAUAUUUCUUGGAGUUGCCCGGAAACAUAUUGUAACAGUAAAUGUUCCCUCGAGCGUUCGCCACAGGGAAACCAGUUCUGCAACUGCACCCCAGUCAACUGGUGCCCUAAAAAUAAUCCAUGGGGUCAAACAUGUGUAGGGAGAACAGCUUAUAUAGACUGCUCCCAGAUUCAAGCAAAUAGACAAGGGCAAGCUACCCGUCGUUGUAGCAAAAUAAAUGGUUUGAUACAGUGGGAAAAACAAGAUACUUCAAGUUGUAAAGUUGUUUCUACUCGGCCUCUGUCACCUACAUCUCCAUUUAAAAGUAGUGUAAAGCCAUCAAAAGACCCUUCUUCUAAUAACAGCGAUGCAAAGAUGGACGCGACCGCGGCUGCAAUAAGGGAUGAGUUGAACCAGCUCAAAGGCAAGCCUCUCUCUGAAGCCGAGGCUACGCAAGCCGUAAAGAAGUUUGCUGGCGAGCUCGGCAAGAUGGCAGAAGCAGUGGAUAUGACACCAGAAAAUAUUAAUAAGGUCGUACAGACAGCAGAGGAGAUCGGCGAAGUGAUUGGCGAGGGCAUAAAAUUAAGUGGUCCUGUCCUUGAAACCAAGACAAUACAAUCCUACACACCAGGCCUGGACUUUGGGGUGUCCUUAGUUCCCAACGACGAGUUAUUGACGACGAAACCAACCAGCAAUGGCGAAGUCCGCUUUCCCAAAGAUGUGUUUCAGCGGGCUCAUAAAGAAGGCAUUACAGGUGCUGUCGGAGUGACGAUGUCAUACCUUCAUGAAAGUGGAAACCAGUCGAUCCUGAAUAGCGGGAUCCUAUCGACGACGGUCCAGAAUGUUUCUGGCGAUGCCAUGAGGGGACUGAAAGAACCUGUGGUCAUCGUACUUAACAAGACUAAGAGUACAAAACAGAAAUCGAUGUGCGUUUACCUGGAUGUCUCUAAAAGCCAAGCGGAGUGGUCUACGUUUGGCUGCUGGGAGAAUACGUCAAACGCGACACAUCUGGAGUGCCACUGCAAUCACACAACAAGCUUCUCGCUCCUGCUGGAUGUGCAUGGGGUGUAUGAUGACGGAACGAUACCAAAGGAGCAUAGGUUUGCUCUUCAGCUCGUAUCACUUAUUGGCUGCGGCGUCGCUUUGUUGUGCUUUGUAGCAGCUCUGCUAGCCUUCCACAUUACAGGGAAAGAUAGGCACAGGAGGAAGACUGAGACAAUGACGAUCCAUAAACACUUUGCCAUCGCGCAGAUCUUUGCGCUCACAUUAUUCCUCGUGGCCUACGUCGCUGUUGAUAUAUAUGAGUUGUGCUAUGCCGUAGUCGUGAUGCUGCAUUAUUCUUUCCUCGCCGUGUUCCUAUGGAUGUUGAUUGAAGGCUUCAAUCUUCACCGUGGUCUGGUACAGGUCUUUCUCACUAGCAGCAGAAUGAAAGCCUAUUGCUUGCUGGGAUGGCUGACACCUGCUGUCGUUGUUGCUAUUACGGCUGGAGUGACGCAAGGAGAAUACAUCAGAGAUGAUUUCUGCUGGAUCUCCUACAAGUACAUAUGGGUAUUCGCUGGACCGGUUGCUGCCAUUAUCCUGAUCAACUUUGUAAUUCUGGUGAUAGCUAUACGUGUCAUGAUUCGUCGAUCUCGCUACAAGAUUAACCACAUGGUGGAGAACACGAUGUCGGAGAUGGAGAAGGAGUUGAGGAUUGCGUUCAAAACCACCAUAAUCCUGAUGCCCUUGCUCGGCCUCACGUGGUGUCUGGGGUUCUUCGCGGCACAUGACAGCGUGGGCAGCCUCGUUAUACAGUACGCGUUCGCUAUAAUCAACUCCCUCCAGGGUUUGUAUUUCUUCAUCGCUCACUGUCUCUACGACGAGGACAUUAAACGAAUCGUGUCUCAGAGACUGGCUACAGUGCGUGUGGGAACCCCUGUAAUACGUGCAGCCAAUAACACCUCUGUGCGUGUAAAAACCAUGUUUCGACGAACUCUUUCGCAUCACACAGCCAGCUCAAAUGUCUCUGGAUCCAACGAGUCAAAACGGGUCAAAGCAGAAUACAACGAAGGCGCAUUUUCGCCAAGAAUCGAGCACUUCGACGGGAUUGCACCAGACCUCAAGCUGGAAAAUAUCAAAGACACAGAGCUGGUUAACAUGCCGCAUCGGACCGGACAGCCGGAAGAAAACCAUCCGUCCUUGUCGCCGCCCGAUUUAAAAGAUGCUCCCCGCAGCGAGGCACAUUCUAAACGCCGACCAAGUUCGGCACGUGCUCGAGCCAAUUCGACAGAUUCCGAUGACAGCGUUUUUCAUGAAAGCGCAAAUCAAAGCGAGACCGGAGCAGACACGCGACCGCGAACACGCACGCUGUCUGGGCGGUCAGCGGCGAGCACGGAGAGCUCCGGUCUUUUGAAACGGACGCUUCAACGAGUGGCGUCGGCGGACCAAAAAGUGCAUUCCGCCACAGGGUCUCCAACAAGGUCGAGGGUCAACUCCAAUGACAGCCCAACCUCCAUGGCCUGGGGAAGUCCAACACCUCUUAGCAGACCCAACUUGCUUAGAUUAAAAACAUUGUCAGACUCAAGCACAUAAGCACUCUUUUAUUGAUGCGGGCACUGUGACAUUAUUAGGAGAGGGUUCAACAGUAGCCCGCGUUGCCGUUACAUCGCCGCUCUACAUUCACCUUCCCCUCUAUUUCCCACAACUCUUUGCGACGCGCGCGUGAAACAGGAGGCAUCAAAAUUGUAAACAAGAUAGCAAAGUUUGUUUUUAUCCUCGGUUUCACGCGCGCAUCGCAAAUAUUUGUGGACAGAUGUGGGGAAGAUGAAUAUGCUCUGGGAGAUUUUCAAACAAGGAAAACAAAUGCACCAUUGGAUGGAUUUCAUUUUAGCAAAAAUUGCACUCUCUCGAGGGAAUAGAGAUUUAAGUUUUAGAAACCAUGAAUAAAAAAGACAAUUCUCACACAAUGUUUAUAAUGUAAGAUAGAAACGGUUAGUUUAUAAAACAACAUUAAUAUUUAUAGAGAGUUUUCGAAUAGAAUAUCACAUUUUGUACAGCGCAAACAUUAACAUGAAUAUAAAGGACAAAUAUCUCGAAAAAGAUGUGUAUGCUGAAGAACUUUAUGUAGAAGAGUGAAGGUGAAAGAAAAGUUAUGUGAUCAUAAAUUAAGAACAUGAUUUCAAAAAUAGCCUUCAAAAUAAAAGGUGGUGGCAUGCUGUAUUUAUUUAUUCACUUUUAGUUUUACCAAACGUGCUCACUAAAAGGUGGUAGCAUGCUGUAUUUAUUUAUUCACUUUUAGUUUUACCAAACGUGCUCACUUAAAGGUGGUAGCAUGCUGUAUUUAUUUAUUCACUUUUAGUUUUACCAAACGUGCUCACUAAAAGGUGGUGGCAUGCUGUAUUUAUUUAUUCACUUUUAGUUUUACCAAACGUGCUCACUAAAAGGUGGUGGCAUGCUGUAUUUAUUUAUUCACUUUUAGUUUUACCAAACGUGCUCACUAAAAGGUGGUGGCAUGCUACAUUUAUUUAUUCACUUUUAGUUUUACCAAACGUGCUCACUAAAAGGUGGUGGCAUGCUGCAUUUAUUUAUUCACUUUUAGUUUUACCAAACGUGCUCACUUAAAGGAAGAGAAAAAGGGGGGCUAGUUUUAGAGAAGUCCUUAAUUUAAAUAGGGAGGCCAGCUAGAUCCUCCGUAUAGAAAUAGAUAUCACGAAAAAUAGUUGUUUCUGCUUAUUGUACAAGGUGUUUAGGUUGUUAAGCAAAACAAUGGUUGGAGUUAUAAAGCAGAAAUGUUUA
This is a messenger RNA of Nematostella vectensis (starlet sea anemone), 4432 nucleotides long. RefSeq names its product adhesion G-protein coupled receptor G6. Gene Ontology annotation, molecular function: G protein-coupled receptor activity. Gene Ontology annotation, cellular component: membrane. NCBI's taxonomy places the organism in Eukaryota, Metazoa, Cnidaria, Anthozoa, Actiniaria, Edwardsiidae. The transcript is spliced from 26 exons. The coding region runs from base 176 to 3229 and encodes 1017 amino acids. The record is from RefSeq and is a predicted model, not a curated record. Gene Ontology annotation, biological process: adenylate cyclase-activating G protein-coupled receptor signaling pathway; cell surface receptor signaling pathway.